GAUUACAACAUAUGCAAGCCUUGAGCUGCCUGCUGCUUAUACACCCAUCCAUUGAUAAAAUGGCCAACCAUUCAACAAGAGGAGAGCUGCUAUGGAGAAAGGUUACUUUUGUAGGGGAGGCAGGCUCGGGAAAGACAACACUUAUCAAACAAUUUUGUGAAGGAAAAUUUAGUGCUCAAAGUCAUCCGACAGUUGGAGCAGAUUAUGGCCAUAAACACUGCACUAUAGGAGAUACAGAAGUGGAAGUAACAUUUUGGGAUUUGGCUGGAAGCCCUGAGUACAGAGACAUAUAUAAACAUUUACUUCCACAGAGUGAGUUGUGUAUAUUAGUGUUUGAUGUGUCAAAACUCAGUGUGAAGUCAGUUGAAGAAUGGCUCGAGUGUGUUACACAAUACGUAGAGACUUCAAAGCUGGCAAUAUUCAUCAAUAAAGCCGACCUUAUUGACAACAAACAGGCAAGCACGAGUGCUGUGGACAAAGUAAAGAAGUGGCUCUUAUCUUCAAAGCUGUACAGCAAUCUGAGUGUUUACUUAACAAGAGGUAUAACAGACAAAGAGGUUAAAGAAUAUAUCACUUACUUACUAUCACAAACUCUGCCAGAUGACACAAAGUAAGGGAGAGGUUCAGACGCAAUGAAAACACUAUGGAUAACGAGCCAACAAUCACAAACGACACAUUAAAAAUUACACAUAUUCAUGUAUCACUUCAUGUUCA
Amphimedon queenslandica is the source of this 714-nucleotide messenger RNA. RefSeq names its product GTP-binding protein YPT6-like. Gene Ontology annotation, molecular function: GTP binding; GTPase activity. Lineage: Eukaryota; Metazoa; Porifera; Demospongiae; Haplosclerida; Niphatidae. The record is from RefSeq and is a predicted model, not a curated record. Bases 12 to 614 code for a protein of 200 amino acids. The transcript has 9 exons.